AUGAAGCUUUGCUUCUACAGAGGCAUUAGUGAGGAUGCGCAUGAGGCUGAUGUUCCUCGGCGUCGCAAGCCUACUGCUUCAGCACGUAGGCAACGGGUUCGUUUGCAUGAGGACGUCACUGAGAGACCUGAGUAUGUGCCUCAGUUGCAUGAGGAUGUUCCUCAUGUGUCUAAUGCCACCCCAGAGAUGACAGGCGCCGCCGAUGCUGUUCAGACAGAGGAAGUGGCUACUGAUGGGAGCUUGGGGUCACCUGCUGCAGAUGAGGGAUUCCCCGGUGGACCACGCGACCCAUCGAUUUUGACCGAUUUUGCUGAGCAUGAGCGACCUGAUCUGAAGUUGGUCUCCCACGGUAGAAAAGUAGAUAAAAUUGGGAGAUCAGCGCUUGAGAUCGAAGGGUUGAUUGUUGGCACCGGAUUGAGUCCACUGAUCAGGUGUUUUGUUAUCACCACUGAUCCUGGACUUAUAUCCGCCUUUUUCGAGAGGUGGCAUCGCGAGACUAGCAUGUUCCACCUGCUAGUAGGCGAGUUGACGAUCACGUUGGAUGACGUGGUGUCACUCUUACACCUUCCCAUCACUGGCGCGCUACAUACGUUCGAGCCGCUUGUUACUUCAGACUCGAUUGGUCUACUGACGGAGCUUCUUGAGGUCAGUCAUGAGGAGGCUACAUUUGAGACCCGACAGGCUAGUGAGCCUCAUGUCCGGUUGGGGUGGCUUCGGGACUUGUAUGAGAGCCAGUGCAGGGCCAGACGAUGGGUUGUAGCAGCCCGCACGUAUCUGCUCCACUUGGUGGGUUGUACUCUUUUCGCCAACAAGAGUUCAACCCAUGUACAUGUCGUGCACCUGAAGGCUUUCAGGGACUUGGCCCAGGCAGGGGGAUUCGCCUGGGGAGCGGCUGCAUUAGUCCACAUGUAUGACCAUCUGAAUGUCGCGUCGCAGGCCUCUACACGGCAGCUGGGCGGUUAUAUUACACUUCUCCAAUGCUGGAUAUACGAGCACUUUCCUACAAUGCAUACAUCCGUCGUUCAUGAUGCUUAUGAUGAGGGGAGCCCACGGGCCUGCAGGUGGCUUACAGGUAAGGCUCAUAUGACGGGGAUCAAGGGAGCCUCGUAUCGGAGACGUUUGGAUGCCCUGACUGUGACUGACGUGUGCUAG
Messenger RNA from Glycine soja, 1152 nucleotides. RefSeq names its product protein MAIN-LIKE 2-like. The transcript has 3 exons. Gene Ontology annotation, biological process: meristem maintenance; meristem development. The coding region runs from base 1 to 1152 and encodes 383 amino acids. The record is from RefSeq and is a predicted model, not a curated record. NCBI's taxonomy places the organism in Eukaryota, Viridiplantae, Streptophyta, Magnoliopsida, Fabales, Fabaceae.